Molecule: messenger RNA, 1161 nt
Organism: Pieris macdunnoughi
Lineage: Eukaryota; Metazoa; Arthropoda; Insecta; Lepidoptera; Pieridae
Source: the annotation of a GenBank genome assembly
AUGAAUGAACCGGAGGAUCCAGGUGGAACCCCGAAACGAUCCAAAAUUGUUCGUAAAAGAGGUGCGAAGGAAUGUGGACCUGAAGUAGGCGGUGGUGAGGAUGACUUUAUUCCGUUUUUUAAGCCAGGUUAUCUGAGACUUUAUCCUGAACAUUGUACAAAUACGGACUUCAAAGUUUUUGUUGAAAGCCAGGACCGACAAGUUAAACUUGGAAAUAAAAGCCCAGUUUACUUAAAUCAUAUUUUUACUUCGGAGGUGAAAGGUGUGGUAGCUCUACAUAGAGUCAAUGCCAAUAAAAUUGCGGUUGUUUUUAAACAAUACAACACUGCAAAUAAUUUCAUUACUAAUACCGAAUUUUUAACAAAACACAACUUGAAGGCACAUAUUCCUGCAGCGCAGAUAGAAAAAACUGGAAUCAUCCGAUAUGUGCCUACCAACAUUUCAAACAAGGAAUUAUAUACCAAACUGUCUUCGAUAUAUGAAAUUAUUUCAGUGAGAAGGUUCAUGAAAAAAGUCGGUCAAAGUACUGUAGGUCUUGAGACUGUCAGUAUAACUUUUUUGUCAAAUGUUCUACCUGACAACAUACAAUAUGACCUAUUUUCAUUCAGGGUAUUUGAAUAUGUCCCGCCGUUGCAGCAAUGCUUCCGGUGCUUCAAGUUCAACCACCCUGCAAAAAUUUGUAACAGUAAACAACGUUGUUCAAUAUGUGCUGGUGAACAUAAUUACAGAGAUUGUGACAAAAAAGAGAUAUUGUGUUGUGUAAAUUGCAAUGGCCCUCACCUGGCCAUUUCCAAAACUUGCCCGAUAAAAGUUAAAAAAAUUCUUGAAAAAAAGGGUAACAUUACUUAUGCCUCUGUGGCCAAUACAAUUAAAACAUCUGAUUUUCCGUCUUUACCUGCACAGUCGAGCAGCUUUGUUAAGACCCAACCAAUAAGCCAAAAUGUAAAUAAAUUAAAUAAACAUGUAAAUAAUGUAAAUAAAACUGUGCCUGAACCCAAUUUGAACCAAACUCAGCUUAAGGCUCAAAUUGCAAACAAUAAGAAUAUUCUGAUGGCAAUGGUCCAAACUUUAGUUGAAUUAGGUAAUAAAACAGAUAAUGAACCUGUGACUACACUGUUCAUUAAAGACUUACUUUUAAAAAUCUGUCACAAUAAUGGAUAG